This is a messenger RNA of Aspergillus calidoustus, 2388 nucleotides long. Lineage: Eukaryota; Fungi; Ascomycota; Eurotiomycetes; Eurotiales; Aspergillaceae. The record is from the annotation of a GenBank genome assembly.
AUGCAGUCCCGACUCACACGAAGUGUCUUUCGAGCGAUCCUCAACAAUGAGCCGCUUUCCUCGCCGCGAUGCCCCCAUAGAUCUCUGCACACUGUCCGGACGUAUCGAUCUCGAAGAGCAACGUCCGGCCCUUCGUAUGUUCAGCGUCGUGGGCUCUUUGCCUUCAACAUCGCACCUCCCAAAGGGCCGCCGCCUGCAACAUUGCCAUCUGAAAUCGGCUUGAAACCGAUGACGGAUCUCCUGAGAUCGUUGACGGAUCAGAGCAGAGGGCCGGGAAAUGAUAUUUUAGCAAAGGCUUUCCAAGACUUCUUUGAAACACGCGCGGGAGAGCCGGGAGUAAUAACGCAUUUCCAGGCGCGUUUGCUCAGCACGACAUGGAAACACUUGCGAGCUCACGAGGAGGAGUUGGAAUCCGAGGACUGGCACAGGGUCUUUUCUACAGAAAGCUUGGAAAACAUGCUCUAUGUUCUAUCGGAAGCUACUUGCCUACCCGAGGCGCGCGAAAUUGUCCGCAAGGUCGCGCGUUACGCGUUCCAUGAGCUUUGCGAAGACCACGGAUCCGGCCGAAACCGAAUCAAUCGAAACACGCUUCUUACUUAUAUAGAUAUACAGGCCCUCAAUGGCAACCCCGAAGAGGCACGACACACUGUUGAGACAUUCUGGUACCGAUUACGCAAGAUUAGUCCUUCGCCGUGGCUCACGGUAAUGAGAGGUUUUGCGAUCGAGAACGAUAGCCGUCAGAUCAGACGGAUUGCCGAAAAAUCCGAUGAAAACGGCCUCACCUUUGAUUCUACCUCACAGGAAGACUUGGUCAAGCUUCUCGUUGGACAAGAUCUCCUCCCCGCAGCUAAAGCAGUCUACGAAUGCCCUUUGUCUAAAGGCCAAGAGCCCAAUUUGUCAACCAAGCUUGCCAUUCUGAAGUAUGCUGUCAUGAACUUCAGUACCGCCGGAUUAGAGCCUCUUUUUGAAUCUCUGGACACUGCCCAUAUUCCGCAGACUAUCGGGAUUAGAUUGCUCUGGGAUGCCUCUCACGGAAAAGAUGCAUCAUAUAUUGCCAAAAAUGUGGAACUGUUAGCGGCAGAAAAUCCUGACGUGAUGAAAUCUCUUACCAUUGCCUGCGUCAAUGAUCUGGUAGAGUAUGCCAACUCCACCAAGAACCCUACGCUGGCAUCGGGUUUCGCGGAUUUGGCUUCCGCAUGGGACCUUAUACCUGACUCCCAGACCCAACUCUUACUGCUGGAGUCACGUAUCCAGGCCGGUGAUGUUGAUCAAGCGUUGCAGUCUCUAGGGGAGCUUGAGGACUUGGACAAUACAGCGCCCGGAAACCUCCACUUGAUGAAUAAGCUCAUCACGAUGCUCUGCUGGUCAGGGCAGGAUGAUGCUAUAUUCGAUCACGUCUCAUCCUUCCUUGACCCGCUAUUCGAGAACAACGUGCGCCUAGAGGCUGGCACGCUCGCCGCAUUGACACACCUGCUAGUUUACCGCCAUGACUGGGGAGGUGUCUCUGAACUGCUUCGCCCCCGGCUGGGCUCUUACGAGUCCGAAGAACGAGCCAAAGUGCGCAAUGCACUAGCAAACUUCAUCCUAGACACCACACAAGAUAGCGACCAAGCCUGGAACGCAUACAACCUCCUCCAACUUGCCUUCCCAGAAACCGGUGUCGCCAAACGUACGGAGAUCAUGACCUCCUUCUACAAGCGCGAACGCAGCGACCUCGCCUUCCUCGUCUUCGGCCACAUGCGCCAAGCCGAAAACUUCUCCCAGCGACCCAAACCAGAUACAUACGCCCGCUGCUUCCAAGGUAUUGCCCGAACCCAAGACGUCAAACACCUCGAACUCGUCCACAACAUGCUCAAACUCGACACCGAAGUCGACCUCAACAUCCGCCUGCUGAACUGGCUCAUGCUCGCGUACGCGGAAUGCGACAAGGCCGAGAAGAGCAUGGCUAUCUUCCGCGAGAUUUUACAGACCGAGGAUGGCCCUUCGCAUCGCACCAUCUCAUUCUUCUUCAAGGUCUGUGAGAAACACGCCACGGGCGCCCAGGAGGCUAUCAAGAUGAUGGAGAAACUCAAAAAGCUCGACGUCUCCGUCGACCGACGACUUUACAUGGCGUACGUUGAGGCCCUUGCAGCACAAUGCGAGUUUGAUCUUGCAACCAAGGCGCUCGAUGCUAUGGCUGAUGUCACGGGGUAUGAGCCGACGCCUACCUCAAUUGGCCUCCUCUACAACGCAAUUCCGUAUCAGUACUGGAAAGACGAAGUGGAGAAAUGGGCGAAAGAGAGGCAUCCCAAUUUCUGGAAACAGCUCGAAGGCCUCGAGCGUACAGAGCACGAGGAAGGGCAAAGGAUCGUAUUACCUGGGACCGAGUGGCUUUCUAGGUUCCUCUGA